Coregonus sp. 'balchen' is the source of this 5751-nucleotide messenger RNA. The record is from the annotation of a GenBank genome assembly. NCBI's taxonomy places the organism in Eukaryota, Metazoa, Chordata, Actinopteri, Salmoniformes, Salmonidae.
CCUAUCGUCCCCACACCCACCCGUCUCCCUCAUGUAAACAUCUCCCUCCAGUUGAGUAAUAUUAAUUCAUCUACGCAGUUCUGUUUCAGGCAAGCCAGGUCUGUAACCAUUUCACUACUUUCUAUGCUAUACAUGUACAGUAUCCAUCUGUUAAAUAUGCUACAGUUCAAUCAUUUGUGCAUUUGUAACGAACAGGUUAGGUUCUCUUAUUAACAAAUGUACAUUAUUAUGUUUACAUAUAUCACAGACAGUAAUACAAGUAUAUUUGAAAGUGACCAUAUUAUCUAUGUCAUAGGUUCUAUGCAAUUUGAGUUAUGUUUUUUGUUGAUGUUGAACUGUUUGAUGAAUAUUGCAGUUCCCUUCAGACGAAUACCAUACGUUAUAUUAUCUGACAUGUGUUAGUUUUGAGUUAUAGGUUCAGACCUAGUAUUCAAUCUCAACCUUAUUAUAUGUGUUUUCAAAACACUGAAAGGUUAGGCUAUCUUGGUUUGAUGAGGCACAUAGCGUCCAACUGACUACACCUUAAAAUCAGAUGGUUGUCACAUGUAGACAAGAUAAGUUCUGUGUUUGUUUUCAGAUGGUUGCUAAGUUAUUUUUGUGAGAUUAAUAUCAUAUCAUUACCCUACCUCUUUAAGGAAUACCUGGGAUAGUAUAAAAGUAAUCCUUCUACCCACCCCCCCCCCCCCACCCCACCCCACAAAAAAAAAAAUAUAAAUAAUAAUAAAAUAUUAGAAUAAAAAAGUAAUAAAAUAAAAAUACAAAAAAUAUAUAUACAGUGAGGGAAAAAAGUAUUUUGGGGAUUUUGUCCCACUCCUCUUUGCAGAUCUUCUCCAAGUCAUUAAGGUUUCGAGCCUGACGUUUGGCAACUCGAACCUUCAGCUCCCUCCACAGAUUUUCUAUGGGAUUAAGGUCUGGAGACUGGCUUGGCCACUCAAGGACCUUAAUGUCCUUCUUCUUGAGCCACUCCUUUGUUGCCUUGGCCGUGUGUUUUGGGUCAUUGUCAUGCUGGAAUACCCAUCCACAACCCAUUUUCAAGAGGUUCUCACCCAAGAUUUGACGGUACAUGGCGCUGUCCAUUGUGUGUCCCCUUAGCAGAAAAACACCCCCAAAGCAUAAUGUUUCCACCUCCAUGUUUGACGGUGGGGAUGGUGUUCUUGGGGUCAUAGGCAGCAUUCCUCCUCCUCCAAACACGGCGAGUUGAGUUGAUGCCAAAGAGCUCGAUUUUGGUCUCAUCUGACCACAACACUUUCACCCAAUUCUCCUCUGAAUCAUUCAGAUGUUCAUUGGCAAACUUCAGACGGGCCUGUAUAUGUGCUUUCUUGAGCAGGGGGACCUUGCGGGCGCUGCAGGAUUUCAGUCCUUCACGGCGUAGUGUGUUACCAAUUGUUUUCUUGGUGACUAUGGUCCCAGCUGCCUUGAGAUCAUUGACAACAUCCUCCCGUGUAGUUCUGGGCUGAUUCCUCACCGUUCUCAUGAUCAUUGCAACUCCACGAGGGAGAUUGACAGUUAUUUUGUGUUUCUUCCAUUUGCGAAUAAUCGCAUCAACUGUUGUCACCUUCUCACCAAGCUGCUUGGCGAUGGUCUUGUAGCCCAUUCCAGCCUUGUGUAGGUCUACAAUCUUGUCCCUGACAUCCUUGGAGAGCUCUUUGGUCUUGGCCAUGGUGGAGAGUUUGGAAACUGAUUGAUUGAUUGCUUCUGUGGACAGGUGUCUUUUAUACAGGUAACAAACUGAGAUUAGGAGCACUCCCUUUAAGAGUGGGCUCCUAAUCUCAGCUCGUUACCUGUAUAAAAGACACCUGGGAGCCAGAAAUCUUUCUGAUUGUGAGGGGGUCAAAUACUUAUUUCCCUCAUUAAAAUGCAAAUAAAUGUAUAACAUUUUUGACAUGCGUUUUUCUGGAUUGUUUUGUUGUUAUUCUGUCUCUCACUGUUCAAAUAAACCUACCAUUAAAAUUAUAGACUGAUCAUUUCUUUGUCAGUGGGAAAACGUACAAAAUCAGCAGGGGAUCAAAUACUUUUUUCCCUCACUGUAUAUAUAUAAAACAAAUGAAAAUUAAAAAUAUACUCGAAAAAUUAUAAAUUGAAAAUGUGUAAAGUGGUUGUCCCACUGGCUAUCAUAAGGUGAAUGCACCAAUUUGUAAGUCGCUCUGGAUAAGAGCGUCUGCUAAAUGACGUAAAUGUAAAUGUAAUUAUGAACUUUCUAGACCCCUAUGAUUGGGGCCUGGCCCUUUACAAAAGCAUUUUCAAUUCUGGUUGCUUUAGGUUUGCUUUGCAACUGUUCUUACACUGUUCCCACAUAGUUUAUAGUGUAAUUAAAACCAAACAGAUUUAUGUUAAAUUAUUUUAGUCACAGCUGAUCUUGAUGUCUUUGUAAGGCCCUCUUCUGGUUCUCUGUCAUGGUGUUAUCAGUGCUGUUAUGUCUGCAGUUUGGUCAUUGUCCUUCAACAGAUUAUAAUGUCGAUGAACAUGGCGUCCGACAUCAGUCCAGCAGGGGUGGUAGGAGGGGCAAAUACCACUACGGUGGGAGGAAGUAAACCCCUGCACCGCUUCAUGAGAGGGGAGCCCAAGAGUAUUGGGGUGAGACUGGAAAACAGAGAACUGAUGUAUAUUCAUUGCUGCCAAAUACUCCAAGGAGUCAUUGAAGACAAACAAUGUGAAAAUGUUAUUUUGUGUAAAAUGUUUGUAUUUACCAUUAAUUUAGUGGUAUCACUUUACAUUACAGCACAAAAUAAAGUGGUAAUCGAAUCAAAUCAAAUUGUAUUUGUCACAUUUGUCGAAUACAACCGUACCGUGAAAUGCUUACUUACAAGCUCUUAACCAACAAUGCAGUUUUAAGGAAAUAGAGUUAAGAAAAUAUGUGCUAAAUAAAUUAAAGUAAAAAUUUAAAAAGAAAUAAAGUAACACAAUAAAAUAACUAUAAUGAGGCUAUAUACAGGGGGUACCGGUAUCGAGUCAAAGUGCGGGGGUACAGGUUAAUUGAGGUAAUUUGUACAUGUAGGUAGGGGUAAAGUGACUAUGCAUAGAUAAUAAACAGUGAGUAGCAGCAGGGGGGGGGUAGAAGGGGGUUCAAUGCAAAUAGUCCGGGUGGCCAUUUAAUUAAUUGUUCAGCAAUCUUACGGCUAUGGGGUCGAAGAUGUUAAGGAGCCUUUUGGACCUAGACUUGGCGCUCUGGUACCGCUUGCCGUGCGGUAGCAGAGAGAACAGUCUAUGACUUGGGUGACUGGAGUCUUUGACAAUUUUUUGGGCCUUCCUCUGACACCGCCUAGUAAUAACAUGGUAAUAGCAGGGUAACAUAUGUCACGACAGUAAUCAUAAUAAAAACAUUAUUUUCCCAGAUACCUCUUAAUUGUUGUGUAAAUAUAUGAUUAUUUCGGUGUCUUUGUUCUAUGUCCCUGGUUGGUUAGAUUGUAAUGCUGUUCUUUGUUCUAUGUCACUGGUUGGUUAGAUUGUAAUGCUGUUCUUUGUUCUAUGUCCCUGGUUGGUUAGAUUGUAAUGCUGUUCUUUGUUCUAUGUCCCUGGUUGGUUAGAUUGUAAUGCUGUUCUUUGUUCUAUGUCCCUGGUUGGUUAGAUUGUAAUGCUGUUCAUGGGAUCAUCACUCUUCAUCUUGGGGAUUCCCAUGAGGCUGGAUACAUUGACGUCCUCUGCGGACACUUUCACCGCUUUUUGGCUAGGAAUCCUGGUACGCCUUUCUUCCGUGUGUCUAUAUAAAUCUAUGAUAUUGACAAUCCAAAUGUCAUACCAUAAAUCUAACUUGCAGUAACACAUACCUUUCAAUCUUAAACCCCUAUUUCUAAAUCUUCCAUUCAAUGAUAUCUUUCAGACCUUCUCCCAUGACAGUUUUGGUAUGUUGUUGAACUUAUAAACCCCCUCCCUCUGCUUUGUGACAGUUCAUCAUCCCUGGGUUGUUAUAUGUGCUCGCAGAGAAUAAUCCUUCAAAACAACUGGUGAGUCCCAUGAAUUGGAAUUCCGUGAAAAGGCAUUAUAAAGGAUUAAUUAUGGCACAUUACUGUUCAUAACUAUAUAGCAAACCAUUUUCAUUCUAUAAAAAAAAUAAGCUGAGUGUAGAAAACAUUAGGAACACCUUCCUAAUAUUGAGUUGCACCCCCUUUUGCCCUCAGAACAGCCUCAUUUUGUCAGGGCAUGGACUCUACAAGGUGUCGAAAGCGUUCCACACGGAUGCUGGCCCAUGUUGACUCCAAUGCUUCCCACAGUUGUGUCAAGUUGGCUGGAUGUCCUUUAGGUGGUGGACCAUUCUUGAUACACACAGGAAAUUGUUGAGCGUAAAAAAAACAGCAGCUUUGUAGUUCUUGACACGCUCAACCAUACCCCGUUCAAAGGCACUUAAAUAUUUUGUCUUGCCCGUUCACCCUCUGAAUGGCACACAUACACAAUCCAUGUCUCAAUUGUCUCAUGGCUUAAAAAUAUUUCUUGAACCUAUCUCCUCCCCUUCAUCUACACUGACUGAAGUGGAAUGAACAGGUGAUGUCAACAAGGGAUCAUAGCAUUCACCUGGAUUCACCUGGUCACCUAUGUCAUGGAAAGAGCAGGUGUUCCUAAUGUUUUGUACACUCAAGUGUAGAGUGAGAGUUCAUGCGUGCAUUCCACAGAAAGAGAUCUCUCUUAAGUAACUUUACCAAAGAAAAGCAUAAAUGAAUGUCCUCUCUACAUGGCUUCUACAGUUCCUCCUCCCAUUCUGUUUUUCUUAUUAGUCUUAUUAAAAACCACUGUGCAAAAGGUAAAUAGUGACAAUUUUCAAGAUGGUUCUUCUUUAGGACUGUUCCCAGACCCUGACAACAGUUCAUCACAAUUUGAUUGUCUCUCUGUAUUUCAAUAUGGAAAUGUCAAGUUAAUAAAUGCCUUUUAAAUUAUAUGUUCACCUUCCUCAUGUUAAAGUGCCUUGAAAGAGGCUUUGUCACAAAGUGGUUGCAGUUCUUUCACCACUUUAUUUGUUCUCACCCUGUAGGUGACAGCAAGCCUGGCCCUUAGUAUCAUCUCUAUGUUGGGGGUCACAGUCGCUUUCUUUGAAUUCCUUAAAGGCAUCGUGGAAAUGCGGCACGUAUAUGACUACUAUGAUCAUUACCAUUAUGACAACAACAUCACAGCAUCUGCCAGAGUUGUAGUUUCUGUCCCCUGGCGUAAACAACAUAUGGUAUGUUAUGUUGUUGUUGUUGUGAUACUGGAUCACUGUUAUCUGGAUAAAUUAUUAUUAUCGCUUAGGUAUUUGGUUCGUAACAAUCUCUUUUAAAAAUGCAUCCAGUAAAUGGAAUAAAGAAAGGAUAAACAUCUGCAGCUUUAAAACGCCCGUAACCUUUCUCAUUCUGUUUAAAUAAAGAGACCUUUCAUUCUCUGCUCUCUCAUCAUCACAGUACCAGUUGAUCAGCCUUGAGGCUGUAUUCAUGUACCAGAGCUUAGUAGGCAUGGUGCUCCUAAUUGUGAUGACAACAUUUGCCAGGGUUGCCCUGCGGUCCAGUAUGACACAGGUAAAGUACUAUGACAUGCUUUUAAAAAACGUAGCUUUAUGUAUUGUGACCUGGGGCUUGUAGACUGUGGUCAAUAUGCCAGUACAACAAAUACAUACCCUACAGAAUCAGACAUAAUCUUAACUGCAAAUAAUGUUAUUACAGUGUAUAUUUAUAUACAGUACAGUGUAUAUAAUGUUUUUUUUUUGUCUAUCUCAUGCAGGAAUGGUAGAUAAACUCUGUCCUUUCUUCUUUAUAGGCAAUUGUGGUAAUUCAAGAUCUACCAUCACCAGAC